Aedes albopictus (Asian tiger mosquito) is the source of this 1020-nucleotide messenger RNA. RefSeq lists its product as uncharacterized. NCBI's taxonomy places the organism in Eukaryota, Metazoa, Arthropoda, Insecta, Diptera, Culicidae. The transcript has a single exon. The record is from RefSeq and is a predicted model, not a curated record. Gene Ontology annotation, molecular function: nucleic acid binding. The coding region runs from base 1 to 1020 and encodes 339 amino acids. Gene Ontology annotation, biological process: DNA integration.
AUGGGGGAUCUUCCCAUCGCAAGGUGCGACAAGGCUCCCGCUUUCGUGAAGGUUGGCGUUGACUUUGCGGGACCCAUGCUCAUCAAGCAACGAGGAAGAAAGGCGUCUCCCCUCAAGGGAUAUGUCAGCGUGUUCGUGUGUAUGGUCACCAAGGGCAUACAUCUGGAGGUAGUUGAGGAUCUCUCGGCCGACGCGUUCAUAGCCGCCCUCCAGCGAUUCGUCUCUCGCCGUGGUGUCCCUGAGCAGAUAUUCUCCGACAAUGGGACAAACUUUGUCGGUGCUCGCAACGAGCUGAACGAGCUCUAUCGGCUUUUUAAGCAGGAAGCUACCGAGCUCAAGAUUUUCGAGUUCUGCCAAACCAGGCAGAUCGAAUGGAAGAUGAUUCCCCCGAACGCCCCACACAUGGGUGGGAUUUGGGAAGCAGGAGUAAAGAGCGUCAAGACCAUCCUGAAGAAAAAGUGCCAGUCAAGCCUCUUGACGAUGUCCGAGUUUUCGACCUUGCUGUGCCAGAUCGAAGCUCAGCUCAACUCUCGGCCUUUGUACGCUCCGUCUGAGGACCCCUCGGAGCUCGAGCCGUUAACUCCAGGUCAUUUCAUGAUCGAUCGUCCUCUGACUGCCAUUCCGGAGCCCAGUUACGAUGGAAUCCCGGAAAAUCGGCUCUCCAGAUGGCAGUACGUCCAGCGCCUGCGUCAAGAGUUCUGGAAGCGCUGGUCCGAAGAGUACCUGCUGGAGUUACAGGUACGACAGAAGUGGAAUAAGAAGAAGGAGAACAUUCUACCUGGUGCGGUGGUGGUUAUCAAGGAUGACAACUUACCACCCCAACAAUGGAAGCUGGGUAAAAUCGAAGCAGCCUACACUGGAGCAGAUGGAUUGGUCCGUGUGGUGGACGUUCGAACCAAGGCCGGUAUUCUGAAGCGUCCGAUCCACAAACUGGCCCCUCUACCUAUACUGGACAACCGUGUGGCCAACGAGAACAAGGGUCCCGCGGGGGAGGAUGUUCGGGCCGAUCGCCACGAAUGA